Molecule: messenger RNA, 333 nt
Organism: Haemonchus placei
Lineage: Eukaryota; Metazoa; Nematoda; Chromadorea; Rhabditida; Trichostrongylidae
Source: the annotation of a GenBank genome assembly
AUGACAACUACCCCAAGCACGUAUCCGGCCAUAUCACGGUGGUUCAAGAGACGGUAUGUGGACGUUUUUGACUGGUCAAGUCCGCACUUGAAUCCGAUUAAGCAUUUACGGAACGAACUGGAGUGCCGCAUGAAAGGCAAAGAGCAAGGAAUACGGCCGAAAAAUUUGAUCAGCUUGAAGAAGCCCGGAGGACGACUCCGCAGUCCUACCUUGAUACUUAAUCAACUUCGAUGCCACGAAGAUGUCAGGCCGUUGUCGAUGGGUUUGCAACAGAGUAGUAGUUCUGCUCAUUUGUUAUUGUCACGUUACAUUGGUUUCAGGAGGUUCUUAUGA